AUGGCUUCCGGUGACGUGACCUACCCUAACACGGGCAGCAUCAGCGAUGUUGUUACCAAGGGCCCAAUUGUCGAUCAUGUCAAGUCCGAAGCUUCCCGCACCGGCCAGGAGCUCCGCCAAUUGCAAAACUCUCGUGUGACCCCCUCGACCACCACCGCCGAUGGUCAACCUUUGACCCACUAUCACUCUCUGAUGUAUAGCCUUCUGAGCUGGGAACAACCCCGUGCGACAGCCGUUUCCUAUGCCAGUGUGGUUGGUUUCAUCUUCGCCGCUCGUUACUUGCCCCUCCUCCGCUGGGCCUUCAAGAUCUUGUACAUGUUGUUGGGAUUGACUGCCACCGUUGAGAUUGCUGGCCUUGUCGUUUUCAAGCGGGGAAUCACCAGCGGAUUCCGCCCCCGUCGUUAUUACACUGUUCCCAAGGAGACCGUCGAGGCUGUGCUCGAGGAUCUCGAGCAGCUGGUGGACUUCUUCUUGAUUGAGUUCCAGCGCGUCUUGUUCGCCGAGAACGUCCUGCACACUGUUUUGGCCUUCAGCGCCGCGUUCACCGGCUACUGGCUGAUCCGCUUCGUUCCUUUCUGGGGUUUGGCUGUGAUCGCUGUGACCACUACAUACUUCACUCCCCUCAUUUAUAUCAGCAACCGCGAGAUCAUCGAUGAGCAGAUCCAAAACCUCCAGGACAUUAUCAACUCUCAGACAAAUCAGCUUCGGGACUUGGCUGGUGAGCGUACCUCGCAGGCCACCGGUUUGAUGAAGCAGUACGUCGGCGAGUACAGCUCCAAGGCUCAGGAAAUUAUUGGCUCUCGCCGUUCUACCUCUCCUGAGAUGGCCAAGGUUGCCAGCCCGGUCAAGAAGGAGACCGUUGUCGAGUCCACCAAGACUGAGCCCCUGGCCGAUUUCACCGCCCCUGUGGCCGACCCCGCCAUUAAGCGCGAGGACUUCCCCGAAGCUCCCAUCACUGCCCCUCUCGCCCAGGCUCCGGAGGCCGACAUUGUUGCGUCUGUCGAACCCGCUGAGCAGGCUGGUGACCGCGAGCCUCUUCUGGCUAUUUAA
Molecule: messenger RNA, 1050 nt
Organism: Penicillium bovifimosum
Lineage: Eukaryota; Fungi; Ascomycota; Eurotiomycetes; Eurotiales; Aspergillaceae
Exons: 7
Coding region: 1-1050 (349 amino acids)
Source: RefSeq, a predicted model, not a curated record